Molecule: messenger RNA, 1686 nt
Organism: Acanthosepion pharaonis
Lineage: Eukaryota; Metazoa; Mollusca; Cephalopoda; Sepiida; Sepiidae
Source: the annotation of a GenBank genome assembly
AUGAAAGGCGUUGACAGAAGAACUAUUGCCAAUACAAUUAAAUAUAAAUCCUACCAAUUAUUACAUAUAAAACAAUAUCUAUCUAUCUAUCUAUCACAAUCUCUUAAUUAUCUAUCUAACUCGAGUCUAUCUGUUCAAAUCUAUCUAUCUCGGUAUCUUCAUAUCUAUCUAUCCCAGUUUGUUCAAAUCUAUCUAUCUAUCUAUCUAUCUAUCUAUCUAUCUAUCUAUCCAUCUAUCUCAGUUUGUUUAAAUCUAUCUAUCUGUUUCAAUCUCUUCAUAUCUAUCUAUCUCUCUCAGUAUCUAUCUAUCUAUUUCAGCACAGAGAUUCUCACUCUCUCUCUCUCUCUCUCUCUCUCUCUCCUUUCUCUCUAUCUAUCGCUCUCCGUUUGUUUGUUUCUAUCUAUCUAUCUAUCUAUCUAUCUAUAUAUCUAUCUCCGUUUGUAUUAUCUAUAUCUAUCUCACAUCUCAUCUAUCUAUCUAUCUAUCUAUUAUCUAUCAUUUCAGUCUAUUAUCUAUCUAUCUAUCUAUCUAUCUAUCUAUCUAUCUAUCUAUCUAUCUAUCUAUCUAUCUAUCCAGUCUCUUCAUCUAUCAUCUAUCUAUCUAUCUAUCUAUCUAUCUAUCUAUCUUAUCUAUCUAUCUAUCUUCAUUCUCUUCAUCUAUCUAUCUAUCUAUCUAUUUAUCUAUCUAUCCCAGUCUCUUCACAUCUAUCUAUCUAUCUAUCUAUCCAUCUAUCUAUUUCUAUCUAUCUAUUCAUCCAUCUAUCUAUCUAUCUAUCUAUCUAUCUAUCUAUCUAUCUCAUCUAUUAUCUAUCUAUUAUCUAUCUAUCUAUUCAUUAUCUAUCUAUCUGUUUUCAUUAUCUAUUAUCUGUUUCAUCUAUCUAUCUAUCUAUCUAUCUAUCUAUCUAUCUAUCUAUCUAUCUAUCUAUCUAUUUCAGUCCCAUUAUCUAUCUAUCUAUCUAUCUAUCUAUCUAUCUAUUUCAUUAUCUAUCUAUCCCAGUCUCUUCACAUCUUCUAUCAUCUAUCUAUCUAUCUAUCUAUCUAUCUAUCUAUCCCAGUCUCUUCAUUAAUAUCUAUGUAUGUAAGUAAACUCCUACCUCUCUAUUCCGUCUCUCUCUCUCUCUCUCCUCUCUCUCUCUCUGCCUCUCUCUCUUCUUACUUUCUUUCUUUCCCUUUUCCUUUCUCUCUUCAGAUAAUAGAAAAACUCGUUUUCUUUCUCUCUUCUUUCUUUCUUUCUCUUAAUUUUCUUUCUUUCUUACUAUUAAGUUUCUUUCUUUCUUUUAUCUUUCUUUUUUCAUUACGUUUCCUUUCAUUCUCUCACCUCUCAUUCUUUUCUUCCUUUCUUUCAGUCAAAUUUAGUGAUUACUUUACGUUUUCUUUCUUUCCCCUUUCUUUCUGCUACCGUUCUCUCUCUCCCUCUCUUUCGUUCUUUCUUUCUUUCUUUCUUUCUUUCUUUCUUUCUUUCUUUCUUUCUCUUCUAAAAUUUGUUUGCUUAUCUUUUAUCCAAAAUUUCUUUCUUCCUUUUCUCUUCACACUUACCAAUCCAGUCGUUUUUUCUUUCUUUCUUUCUUUCUUUCUUUCUUUCUUUCUUUCUUUCUUUUCUUUCUUUCUUUCUUCUCCCGUUAUAUUCAUUUUCUUUCAUAUUUCCUUUUCUUUUUCUCAUCCUUUCUUCUUUCAAUGGCUUCUUUGA